Verticillium dahliae VdLs.17 is the source of this 225-nucleotide messenger RNA. RefSeq lists its product as uncharacterized. Gene Ontology annotation, cellular component: cytoplasm. The transcript has a single exon. The coding region runs from base 1 to 225 and encodes 74 amino acids. The record is from RefSeq and is a predicted model, not a curated record. Lineage: Eukaryota; Fungi; Ascomycota; Sordariomycetes; Glomerellales; Plectosphaerellaceae.
AUGUCGUCGGCCCAAUCCGCUCUGCGCUACGUGGCUGCCGCCAAGACGUCGUCCCGCGGCACCCUCCACCUCCGUUGCUACGUCAAGCCCGGCGCAGCAAAGGCCCGCGAGGGCGUCACAGGGCUUACGGAGGACGCAAUCGAGAUAUGCGUGGCAGCCCAGCCGCGGCAGGGCGAGGCCAACAAGGCUGUGCUGCGGCUUCUCAGCGAGGCAAGUUCCAUCUGA